GUGUUAUUCCCAAAGCCGAUACUUCCUUUUCAAGUCUUUUCUCUCUCUCAUAAGAAUCUUCCCUCUGCCUUCGUCUCUCUCUCUCUAGAAGUUCAUCUUCUGGUUCGUUCUUCUCUGCGCGAUUGGCGCGUCGACGAAUAAGAGCGAACCCUAGGCAGCACAGCGAGGAGGUGUUCGGUGGAAGCUCAGAUCAGCCAUGGAAGCCGCAAGCCGCACUCCUCUGCGGUUCCUCUUCUCCGUUUCCGUAACCCUAACCCUCUUCAACCUCGCCGCCGCAAAUUCCGAAGGCGACGCGCUCUACACGCUCAAACGGAGCCUCUCCGACCCCGACAACGUCCUCCAGAGCUGGGAUCCUACGCUCGUCAGUCCCUGUACUUGGUUCCACGUCACCUGCAACCAGGACAACCGAGUCACUCGAGUGGAUCUUGGUAACUCUAAUCUGUCUGGACAUUUGGUACCUGAACUUGGGAAGCUGGAGCAUCUACAGUAUCUUGAGUUGUACAAAAACAACAUUCAAGGAACUAUUCCUCAAGAACUUGGAAACCUGAAGAGUCUAGUUAGCUUGGACUUGUACAACAAUAACAUAUCAGGCACCAUCCCACCUUCGUUGGGGAAAUUGAAGAAUCUUGUCUUUUUACGACUUAAUGACAACAGACUAACUGGUCCAAUCCCCAAGGAACUUGCCGCUGUUUCAAGCCUUAAAGUAGUGGAUGUCUCCAACAAUAACUUAUGUGGCACAAUUCCUACAUCUGGGCCAUUUGAGCAUAUUCCAUUGAAUAACUUUGAGAAUAACCCCCGUUUGGAAGGUCCAGAGUUGUUGGGACUUGUAAGUUAUGACACAAACUGCUCGUGAAUACGUGAUGCGGUAGGAUCUCAAUCUACGUUGAACUAUGUGUAUUCUAAAAUUGAAGUGUAUUACCUCAUAGUGUAAUGGGCAGUGGUAAAUGUAAUAUCUGGUAUAUGUAAAUUUACAUACUUGAGAGCAUUGGCAUUUGUAACAGUAUUAUGAUCUGACAGUGAUGUUGAGACUUGAAUAUCUAUUGAUGUAAUACUAGAAAAAAAAACUUGGUCACUGAUAAAAUAUUUGUGACGCAUUGCUCUCCA
This is a messenger RNA of Cajanus cajan (pigeon pea), 1104 nucleotides long. RefSeq names its product Leucine-rich repeat (LRR) family protein. NCBI's taxonomy places the organism in Eukaryota, Viridiplantae, Streptophyta, Magnoliopsida, Fabales, Fabaceae. The record is from RefSeq and is a predicted model, not a curated record.